Belonocnema kinseyi is the source of this 764-nucleotide messenger RNA. RefSeq lists its product as uncharacterized. The transcript is spliced from 6 exons. NCBI's taxonomy places the organism in Eukaryota, Metazoa, Arthropoda, Insecta, Hymenoptera, Cynipidae. Bases 38 to 565 code for a protein of 175 amino acids. The record is from RefSeq and is a predicted model, not a curated record.
GCAACAUCAGUUUAAUCAGUUCGGGGUCUCCAGAAAAAUGAAAAUCUUGAUAUUAAAUCUGUUCAUCCUUUUAAUGACAUAUCUUGAUUCUGUUCAGUUAAGUACACAGUCCAGCGGUUCUAGUUCCAGUUCUGGGACGAUAAGUAGUGGACAAAGGGUUCAUCCACCAAUAGUAACUCUAGAUGAAGCUAAGGCUAUGGAGGACGGUCGGAUAGUGCUGGUGGCCGGAAUGAGAGGAUUUAAGAUAGUGGAGAGUGGGCAGCCUCGGGAUUUGGACGAACAAGAGAAAAUACAAUUGGCGCUGAUUAACAAGAGAAAUACAACCUGUAGAGAAGACCAAUUUUAUAUACCGUUAUUCAAACCUUCGAAGGGGAGCAAGCUAAUGCGGUACAAUCCUCGUACUCACGAAUUUGAACAUGUUGGAAAAGUCGACAGGCGAGGGAAUAUUCGUGCACACGAUAAUAGCUUAAUGGAAGCCCGAAAUAAUGAUCGGUUACACAACAACAAUGAUCAGAUUAUUGCAAUACGUUUGUAUGACAAAUGGCGCAAAAACACAUUGGUGUAGAGGCCGUAAGAUGCACUUCCUCGUCCAGUUGAUUUCGUGGAUUAAAAAACUUUUGAGGACUAAUUAACUAGAUUUGACCAUGAGCUGGACGCAGGAUGUCCAAAAGAUGAAUUUUCUGGAAAAACCUUGGACUUUAAGGCUACAUACUUUUAUUCAAUAAAAUUAUUUCAACAUAGGCUGAUUCAACUCUAUCUAAACU